Molecule: messenger RNA, 1520 nt
Organism: Drosophila teissieri
Lineage: Eukaryota; Metazoa; Arthropoda; Insecta; Diptera; Drosophilidae
Exons: 1
Coding region: 99-1082 (327 amino acids)
Source: RefSeq, a predicted model, not a curated record
GAUAUGAUUUCACAUUCGUCGUCGAACUACAAGUCAUACGGACGUAUUCCGGGUUUUGCUAGAAAACACACAAAAACCACACAAUAACCAAACCGAAAAUGGAAAUGCGCGAUCGGCUGUACCAACUGAUGGUGAACCAGAGCUUCAUGUCCAGAGGCACGGUGACCGCGAGCAUGGCCAACUUGGCGGUCGGGCAUCUGAACAUCUCGGAUGCCAUGCAAAAGACGGUGAUCAAAGUGCUGCUGGUGAUCGAGGAGAAGUACCGCACCUACUUCGACAGCUACAAGAAGGAGCUGGAGCUGCAGAGGAUCGCGGCAGAAACGCUGCACCAGCUGAUCCAGCGCUACAAGAUCACCAUGCAGCUGGACGCCAGUUGCACGUGUCCGCAGAUCUACGAGAUCGAAUCGGAUGAUGCGAUCAUCAACAAGUUCUACAUCCACUACCAGGUGAUAGCCAGCUCCAACAAGAACCAGUGUUGGGCCAUCCAAGGCCUGCGUCCGUAUGUGCUGGCCUUCCGGCGAGAGUGCGCCAAGCUGCGUUUGAACAAGGAGAGCCCCUUCUUUCUGGGCGACGCCUUCCACAAGCCCAUCCAGUUCUACAUCGAUCUGGUGGAGGAGCUGUUCGCCUACUUCUACAGCGGACACCUUCAGCUGGACUGCGCCGCCCGUCUGCUGGAUCCCUUGGAUCUGAACAGGAUGGAAGACUACAUGAAGCUGUUGGAACCCGACCAGGACUUCGACGAGUACUUUCUGCACAACAUCAGCUUCUGCAAGUGCCUGCGGCCGCAGCCCCUGUGUCCUCCGAGCGAGCACCAUAAGAAGGUCAAGGAUCAGUCCGAUGCAUAUAUCAACCAUGCCAAGAAGAAGCGCUGUGCCAGGAGGUUUGAGAGAAUGGCCCAGAACGAGGCGCAGACCUCGAAGCGGGAAAGCGCUUCCUUGGAACGGAAAAUUUCAGUUGGCAGCGCGAAGACUACGACCAGCCUGAGUCAGGAGGCUUCUGUCGUGGAAGAGGCCGUUUCCAGCCGGCAUCACGAACGGACUCUAACCAAUCAGCUGAUGAGCGCCCUCUGCAUAUUACCCUAAUGUACGCUGAUAUGGACCCUCGCAGCUCCAAUUAGACGAACUCGAAUUGAAAUCAGUCAAUUAAACGGGUUAAGUGCACGUGAUUGCGUUCUCCGUUGCUCGGAAAUGUGUGCGGAAAUGUAGUUAUCCGCAUGCCCCUUGAAUAUUUGUGGCACGCAAGUUGGAGUUGUUUACCGAGUAAACUUCAAAGUGAUUUGCCGAUGGUUAUGCAGCUCUCUCUUCGGAGGUACUCGAUACUCAAAGUACAUUAAUUAAAACUAAGCUAAAGUUUUCACUUAAAUCAAGUGGGACACUUCAAAAUUUGUUGUCAGGUUAACCGAAUGAAGUUUCAACCGCUCGCAAGGCUUUCAAGUUGGCUUUAAAAUUAUAAAUGUGAUUCGUGAUUAAAGCGUUUGAGCAUUAUAAUCUCCAAUGUGCAAAGCUAUUGCAUUGCAUUGC